Messenger RNA from Geosmithia morbida, 2553 nucleotides. Its product is annotated as Fungal specific transcription factor domain. Gene Ontology annotation, biological process: DNA-templated transcription. Lineage: Eukaryota; Fungi; Ascomycota; Sordariomycetes; Hypocreales; Bionectriaceae. The record is from RefSeq and is a predicted model, not a curated record. The transcript has a single exon. The coding region runs from base 1 to 2553 and encodes 850 amino acids. Gene Ontology annotation, molecular function: zinc ion binding; DNA binding. Gene Ontology annotation, cellular component: nucleus.
AUGGCCCAUAUCAGCGGUAGUAAACACCUCUCCUCCUCCUCCUCCUCCUCUACACCUGCCUCGGCCUCCACCGUACAGAGGACCGCCCCCAUCCCCAUCGCUCCCAAGCCUCCCUCACGACCCGACUCGUCAUCAACCUCAGCUUCGGCCUCGGCCUCGACUUCACUUUACCGUAUCGAUAGCAGCGCAGCCGCCGCCCGUCGUCUCGAUGUCAUUGGAGGACGUCCAGCUUCUGCCAGCAACAGCAAGAGCCACAGCCACAGCCUCGUCAAUACCAGCAGCUACCACCCUCCCGGCGCCGGCACAAGUAAUAGCAGUCUGAGCAAUCUAUUGCAGGCCAGCAGGGGCGUCUCUUCCCCCUCUCAUCCCGCCCACGCCGCCGCCGCCGCCGCCGCCGCCGCCGAUCGUCCGGCCUCCUCGGCCCCGGCAUCUGCCUCGGCGCCUUUACCCCCCUGUCGUGCCUGUCGUCAGGCCGGCUCGAGGUGUAUACCCAGCGAGGACGACGACGGCUGCAUCUCCUGCCAGGUAAACGCCCACGAGUGCUCGCUAUCCCUGAGCCCCCCCUCGUCGUCGUCGCGGAAGAGGAAGCUCUUUCCCGGAGAGGAUCGGCUGAGCUCCUCGUCACCCGGCGGUACCCUGCCGAGGAGACAGAUCAUCAAUAACAGCAGCAGCAACGGCCAGCACCACCAGCAACACCACCACCACCACCACCACCACCACAACAGCAACAACAACAACAACUCGAGCCUGUCCAGCACCGCCGCCAGCAGCUCCUUCCUAGAGGACAUGGCCAACGUCGGCGGACCCACCAUGCUCAAGAGGACCCUGGGCCUCCAGCAGGACCGCUUCAGCCAGUACAUCGGGCCCACGACCGACUUCGAGCCGUCCCUCAUCAACCUGUCGUCCUUUGACCCCCAGGGCGAGAGCCUGCUGUCGCGGGGCACCCUGCGCAAGGUCAGCGACGACGACACCUUCCUCAUGCUGCCCGACGGCACCACCCCGGGACACGAGCACCUCAUCAGCGACCUGGACGACAUCGAGGCCGUCGUCGCCCCGCACGGCCGCAAGCUCAUCGACCUCUACUUCCGCAUCAUCCACCCGGCCUUUCCCAUCGUCCAGAAGCACGUCUUCAUCGAGAAGUACGACCGCUCCUACCGCGAGUUCGACCCACCCGUCCUGGCCGCCGUCUACCUGCUCGCCAUCAACUGGUGGGAGCACCACGACGACCUCGUCCGCGUGCCGCGCCCCAACGUCCGCCACCUCGAGCGCCUCGUGCGCACCACCCUCGCCGACGCCAUCUACCGCCCCAAGCUGUCGACCGUCCAGGCCGGGCUCCUCCUCUCCCAGCGGCCCGAGGGCGACCAGUGGGCCCCGACCGCCCAGGUCGUGGCCACGGCCCAGGAGCUGGGCCUGCACCUCGACUGCUCAGGCUGGAAGAUACCGCCGUGGGAAAAGGGCCUGCGCAAGAGGCUCGCCUGGGCCCUGUACAUGCAGGACAAGUGGGGCGCCCUGGUGCACGGGCGGCCGUCGCACAUCUUCCCCUCCAACUGGGGGGUGCGCAGCCUGACGUCCAACGACUUCCCCGACGUCGAGUGGGACGAGGACGACGUCGAGGAGAAGCAGGACAUCGAGCGCGGCCGCCUCGUCUUCACGCGCGCCGUGCAGCUGUCCGAGGUGCUGGCCGAGAUCCUCGAGACCUUCUACACGCUCGACGCCGCCCAGACGGUGGCCGACGCCGGCGCCCAGGGUACCCAGGUGGUCCUGUCGCUGGCCAAGCCCAUCCAGCUCAAGCUCAAGGAGUGGUACGGCAACCUGCCCAACAGCAUCCGCAUCGACUCGACGUCGUCGCUGUCGGCCACGGCAUCGGCCUCGGGGGCGUCGACGUCGACGUCGUCGCUGUCGUCGCGCUUCACGAGCAUAGGGUACCUCCACCUGGCCUACUUCGCCGCCGAGAUCACCCUCCACCGCCGCAUCAUCCGCUCCCUGGCCGCGACCGCCACCGCCACGGACCCCUACGUGCAGAGCAUCUGCCGCAGCGCCGCCAAGGCCCGGCUCAUCUCGGCCAUGGACUUUGUCAACCGCCUCGGCCCUAUCCACCUCCGCUCCUUCUGGUACUUCGCCUCCAAGACCAACUUCGCCCUCAUCGGCACCUUCGGCUCCCUCCUGUGGGCCACCUCCCCCGGCCGCGAGGAGGCUGAGUGGUACCGCCGCCGCCUGUCAGAGUACCGGUGGACCCUGUCGGUCAGCUCCAAGCCCGGCGAGGGUCGCGGCCUCACAGAGUUCGCCAUGACCAUGCUCGACAUCUCGACCGGCCUGCUCGACCAGCUCCCCGAGAAGCCGUCGAUGAGCCGGAACGGGAGCAUGGCCGACUUUGCCGGUGCCGGGCCCGGCGGUCCCGGUGGCCUCGGUGGUCCUGCCGGCCCUCCCAGCAUGAGCAUGCUGGAUACCUACGCCGGGAUCCACAGCCACAGCGCUCUGCCGAGUGGCGUCCAGAGUCCCCAGAGUACGAGGUAUAGCAGCGACGACGACAUGGAUGACUAUCCCGACAUGUAA